Molecule: messenger RNA, 1782 nt
Organism: Apis laboriosa (Himalayan honeybee)
Lineage: Eukaryota; Metazoa; Arthropoda; Insecta; Hymenoptera; Apidae
Gene: Hmx
Product: homeobox protein Hmx
Exons: 3
Coding region: 1-1782 (593 amino acids)
Biological process (GO): regulation of transcription by RNA polymerase II
Cellular component (GO): nucleus
Molecular function (GO): RNA polymerase II transcription regulatory region sequence-specific DNA binding; DNA-binding transcription factor activity, RNA polymerase II-specific
Source: RefSeq, a predicted model, not a curated record
AUGUCCGGCGAAACGGAGAUCGAGGUGUCGGUCGUUUCCGAGGAGGAUCUGGAGUUGGAGGGCUCGAGGAGCAGCUCCACGCCGGCCGAGCUUCUCCUUCGGGAGGAGAAGAACGGGAAAUCCGGUUGCGGGUUGAACAACCACCACCCGUUCAGCUUCGACGUGGGCAAACCCGCCUUGAGGCCCGCCUGCAACCCCCAGUACACGUCCUUCAGCAUAUCCAGCAUCCUUGGAAGGCCCGAGUCGCCGCCGAUCGACUCGACGUCCACCGUCUCGGCCGAGAGGCAAUCGUCGGACGUGGACAGGGGCUCGCCGUUACCCCACAACGCGCAAAACACGCAGAGGAUCGACGACAGCCCGGCGAGGGGUGGCCUCUCGUCUCCGACGUCCUUGAGGUUCUCGGCCAGCCAGAGGGGCACCUCGACCCUCGGCCACGCGGUCGAGAACAGGAGCAACGCGAGCGGCAUGGGGAUCGGAUGCGCUACCAGCACCACGAGCCCUGCGUCCACUUUCUCGCCGCCCACCGACGCCGCAGCUAACCCUUUGCUCGGCCAUCAAGCGUCGGCCGACUUGGCGAUGUUGUCGAGAUUGGGCUUGAUGUCGUCGCUGAUCGCGGGCCGAUAUCCGGUCGGGAUCGGUGUCGGCGGUGUGUUCUUCCCCUCGACGUUGCAGCACCUUCACCAACAGCAGCAGCACCAGCACCACUCGAGGCUUGCUGCCGCCUCGUCGGCGUUGAGCAACGCCGUCCAGGUAACCGGCCAAUCGGACAUCGUGGACGCCGACGGCAUCCGCGGCGUCCUGCCCGGUGGCGCCGGUUGGCCGUUUCCAUGGAGGCCGACGCACGGCCUGCAGACGCUGGAGCAUCCGUCGCCGAGCGACGUGGUCGGCACCCUGAGCCGCGUCAGCCCCGCUUCCGCGUCCUUCCCGCAAAGGGACGACCUGGACGACGAGAACGGGGAGGAGCGUCUGCACCGGACACGGAGCCCGUCCACGGGCGACGAGGGACACGACGACCUCGGCGAGCAGGACGACUGCCCGGAGGCGGACGGCGAGGGUGAAUCGACGAACUCGGCGGGCCUCCACGGCGGCGGGAGCGGCGGCACAGGGGCGGGGGGCGGCGGCGGAGGCGGCGGAGGCGGCGGAGGCGGGGGCCAGAACAGCGUGCAGGUCGGGGUGGACGGUCGGGACUCGAGCAGCAUGAAACGGAAGAAGAAGACGAGGACGGUGUUCUCCCGUUCCCAGGUGUUCCAACUGGAGAGCACGUUCGACAUGAAGCGUUACCUCUCCUCCUCGGAGCGGGCGGGCCUCGCCGCCUCGUUGCGGCUGACCGAGACCCAGGUGAAGAUCUGGUUCCAGAAUCGUCGUAACAAGUGGAAGAGGCAGCUUGCCGCCGAACUGGAGGCGGCGAACAUGGCCCACGCCGCCCAGAGACUGGUCAGGGUGCCGAUACUGUAUCACGAGGCGUCGGCCGGGAGCGGAACGUCCGCGAGCGUCUCGGUCUCGGUGACCGCGCCGCCGGCCGCCGCUGCGCCAGCGUCGGUCGCCACGUCGGCGCUCUCCCACUCGGUCGGCGUAGGAGUCGGCGUCGGUGUCGGCGUCGGCACCUCCUGCCCCCCCACCACCGCACAGCCCAUCUUCUACUCCCAUCACCACCAGCACCACCAUCAUCAUCCGGCUCACGUGCAGGCGCACACUCUCCUCCCCCACCAGGUGCACCCGCAACCCCCGCCGCCACCCCCGCCCCCGCCUAACGGCCAACCACCCCAAUCCUCCUCGCAAUAA